Messenger RNA from Zychaea mexicana, 1570 nucleotides. RefSeq names its product thiolase-like protein. The record is from RefSeq and is a predicted model, not a curated record. The transcript is spliced from 8 exons. Bases 104 to 1405 code for a protein of 433 amino acids. Lineage: Eukaryota; Fungi; Mucoromycota; Mucoromycetes; Mucorales; Lichtheimiaceae. Gene Ontology annotation, molecular function: acyltransferase activity, transferring groups other than amino-acyl groups.
CUUCAGACAUACAAGCUUGCGCAAAACCGUUUGGGAUUUAGGAUAGAAACAACAGUUUUAGACAAGUUUAUAGCAUGUGAAAAAAAAUAGAAGAAAAAUAAUAAUGUACGUUGUUGGCGUUGGCAUGUCCAAGUUCAUUAAGCCACGCGGUGAAGUCGACUACCCUGAGUUUGGUCUUGAGGCUUCUGUCAAGGCAUUGAACGAUGCUAAAAUCACCUAUGACGAGAUUCAGUAUGCCGCUUGCGGUUACGUUUAUGGAGACAGCACUGCUGGUCAGCGUGUUCUCUACCAACUUGGCAUGACUCAGAUUCCAGUAAUUAACGUCAAUAACAACUGCUCGACUGGUUCGACUGCAUUGUUACAAGCCCGUAUUGCUGUUGGAUCUGGUAUGGUUGAUUGUGCCAUGGCUCUCGGCUUUGAGCGUAUGGCCAGAGGUUCCUUGACAAGCACAUACAGCGACCGAACUAACCCCAUGGAUCAUGUAACCAUGGUGAUGGCUGGUGAAAAGGGCUUCGAGCCCAAAGCCCCCGGUGCCGCUCAAAUCUUUGGCAAUGCCGGUAUUGGAUACAUGGAAAAGUAUGGUGCUACUGAAGAACACAUGGCCAAGAUUGCCGAAAAGAAUCAUCGCCACAGCUCCAAGAACCCUUACUCGCAGUUCCGUGACAUUUACUCGUUGGAGCAGAUCAAGCAAUCUCCCAAGGUCUAUGGUCCCUUGACCAAGCUUCAGUGCUGCCCUACUUCUGAUGGCGCUGGUUGUGUGAUUGUUGCUAGCGAAGCCUUUGUCAAAAAGCACAAUUUGAUGGAUCAGGCUGUUGAGAUCUGUGCCCAGUCAAUGGCCACUGACUCGCCUCGUCUUUUGACCACCGAUGCUAUCCAAUGGGCUGGUUUCGACAUGACCGUCUCUGCUGCCAAAGAAGCAUUUGCUACUGCUAAAAUUACACCUAACGAUGUCCAGGUAGUCGAAUUGCACGAUUGUUUCUCUGCCAAUGAGUUGUUGACAUACGAUGCCCUCGGCUUGACUGCCCCAGGCAAAGCUCACACUUUGAUCGACUCGGGUGAUAACACAUAUGGCGGUAAAUACGUUAUCAACCCUUCGGGCGGUUUGAUCUCCAAGGGUCAUCCUCUUGGUGCCACUGGCUUGGCUCAGUGCACAGAGCUUACGUGGCAGCUUCGUGGAUGGGCUGGCGACCGUCAAGUCCCCAACUGCAAAUAUGCUCUCCAGCACAACGUCGGUCUCGGCGGUGCCGUCGUCGUUGGUAUCUACAAGAAGGCUAACGGCAAUGCUACCCAGCCUCAUGUCGGCUACAAUCCAGCAAUCGAGGCUCGUCCCAUCACCCAAGAGGAUUACAACAAGGCUUGCUCAAAGGCAAAGAACCGAGCCGAGUUUUUGGAAGCCAAGCUCUAAAUUAUGUAAUACGUUCGUCUUUUAUAACCAAGUAUAUUGUAGCUUUUAUUAUCCCCCCGCCUGUACCUUUUUUCACAUCAUAUAUGAUAACGUUUUUUAUUUGAGAAAAAAAAACACUCAAUAUAAAUAUAAGACUUUUCAUGUAUAUAUCACCGAACGUCAUCA